Molecule: messenger RNA, 1187 nt
Organism: Triticum dicoccoides
Lineage: Eukaryota; Viridiplantae; Streptophyta; Magnoliopsida; Poales; Poaceae
Exons: 3
Coding region: 96-995 (299 amino acids)
Molecular function (GO): protein binding
Source: RefSeq, a predicted model, not a curated record
UCCCCUCCGCUCUUUUCUUUCCCAUUUUCUUUCUCUAGCUACAAACUCUUUUCUUUCCCAUCAUGAAGACGUUCUGAGCUCGAUCGGUCGGGGAAAUGAGGAUCAUGUUGCGGACGCUGCGCGGGGACCGGGUGGCGCUGGACGCGGGGACCGUGGCGCAGGCCAAGGGCAUGGUCAUGGCCCGGGAGCGCCUCCCCGUGGCCAUGCAGCGCCUCUUCUUCGCCGGCUGCCACCUCGACGACGACGACCGGACGCUCGCCGACUACGGCGUCCAACACGACUCUGUCCUCUUCCUCGGUCUCCGCCUCCGCACCGCCGACAGCACCCCGUGCCAGGACGAGAUGCAUAGGCUGCAGGUGCCGGCCGGUUGGACGGCCGCGAAGCAUGAAGUGCACCAGGAGAUGCAUGUGCAUGCCCAUGGCAACGCGCGUGCGCACGGCGGCAGCGGUGGCGAGGAACCCGGGAAGGCCAUGGCCAGGAAGCCGGCGUCGCGGCGCGCGCUCCGGAAGAUCCUCUCGAGGCUGCACGUGGACGCGUGGACGAGGCAGCACGAAGCCAAGCUGCUCGACCUACUACAGCGCCACACGGCGGGACGAGGCGGCGGCGUGGGCGACCUGACCGGCGAGGACUGGUCGGCCGUCCGCGCCGAGCUGAACGCGGCGACGGGGUCCGGGUUUGCCGUGGAGGAGCUGCAGCGGCGGGUGGGCGAGUUCCGGCGCGAGCUCGAGGCCGUGGGCCGGACCAAGAGCCACCCGCGGUUCGGCUACGACCCGCGCCGCCGGGUCGUCGUCGCCGAGGAGGCCGACUGGAAGCGCUACACGCUGGAGAAUCCCGAUGCGGCGGCGUAUGAGGGGAGGAGCCCCCGCCUGGUUCUCCUCCGAGCAGUUUUCGCCGGAGACGGGCAUGGCGGCGCCGGCGCGGAAAGCCAGGAGUCGCGGCCGAGGAGGUACCUGAACAAGUUGCUGCGGAGUUUUGGGCUUCGAUGUAAGCUGUAGACAGACCCACCGAUCAGUCGAUCACAGUUCACACUCUGUACAGUUGGAUGAAUUGGUUGCGGAUUUGAACAAUUUGUUUCCCUUGGACAUUUUUUACCCCAGAUGGAAAAAAAAUCAGAACGUCAGUAGCCAGUGGUUUUUUUUAUUAUGAUGAACAAAGGUAGUAGCUCUGCCGAUUUCAUUAAGUUUAGU